Striga hermonthica is the source of this 1209-nucleotide messenger RNA. NCBI's taxonomy places the organism in Eukaryota, Viridiplantae, Streptophyta, Magnoliopsida, Lamiales, Orobanchaceae. The record is from the annotation of a GenBank genome assembly.
AUGGCGACUGCUACUACCCUCACUUGCAGCCGUUCCCCGCCGACCGAACGCCAGUUCGCCUCCCCAACCAUCCCCUCACGUUUAUGCCUUCGCCGUCUUCGAAUUUACCGGAAGCCCCUCCCAUCGCUUUCGCCACGCGUGACGUUUAAUGGAAGCUUUAAUGCUCAAAUUGGCAGAAGUAUGGAAAACCCUAGAAAUGGUGGUUACAGAACAGGUGAGCUGUAUAGAAGGCUCGAUUCUUGCCUCGUAAUUCCCCCGGCGAAAGGCAGAAAACCUAAAGCUUUAAUCAAAUUCCUCGGUGGUGCGUUCAUCGGAGCUGUGCCCGAAGUUACUUACCGUUACUUUCUUGAGCUGAUGGCGAGUGAGGGUUACUUGAUUAUAUCUGUUCCGUACAAUGUGACUUUUAACCAUGAGCAAGUGAGUAGGGAGAUAUACAAUAGAUUCCAUGCUUGUUUGGAUUCAAUUUUGGUAAAUGGGUUGCCUGAGAAUGGGAUUUCUGGUGCUGAGAUUGCUGAUCUUCCUUUCUAUUCAGUUGGACACAGCAACGGUGCACUCAUUCAAGUACUCGUUGGGAGUUAUUUCUGUGAGAAGAUUCCUAAGGCAAAUGCAGUCAUAUCUUACAACAACAAAUCAGCAUCAGAGGCUGUACCAUAUUUCGAGCAGUUUGGUCCUGUAGUCAACCAGAUGAUGCCAGUCAUUGAGACAUCCCCUAUGUAUUCAUUGGCUCAGAGUGUCUCAGAUGGAUGGAAGACACUACUAGAUAUGGCUGAAAGAGUCGUGCCAGACUAUGAUCCGGAAGCCUCCGUGUCUUUGACAAAGUUUGUUGAUCAGUUACCCUCAGUAUUUAACCAGGUUGCACAAGGGACUUCUGAGUUCAAGCCAACACCUGCAGAGAAUCUCGAAUGUUUCAAGAAGUUAUACAACAUACAAAAAACAUUAUUGGUAAAAUUUGAUUUUGAUACAAUUGAUGAGACCGAUCUCCUUGAGGAGACACUAAAGCCUCGUAUUGAGUCUUAUGGUGGAAGACUUGAUAAGGUUGUUUUACGUGGGAACCAUAUAACACCAUGCAUACAGGAACCAAGGUGGCAAGUAGGGCCAGUGUACACCCCAGCAGAUGCUAUUGCUCAAGGACUGAAAACUCUUUCCCUAAAUGAGACGAGAGUCCUUUCUAGAACUAUCAGUAACUGGUUUAGCAGCCUCGAUUCAUGA